Peniophora sp. CBMAI 1063 is the source of this 2232-nucleotide messenger RNA. The record is from the annotation of a GenBank genome assembly. NCBI's taxonomy places the organism in Eukaryota, Fungi, Basidiomycota, Agaricomycetes, Russulales, Peniophoraceae.
AUGCGCGUCACUCCCGACUUGGUCCUUGGCCUGGCAGCCCAAGUUCCUCUGUCAUCUCUUGACAGAGCGCAGCAACAUGACACCGCAUUCGAUAACGACUCUACGGUUCAUGCAAGCCGCGCGUUCACACCGAAGGACUUGUUGCAACAGCCGACCGUAGGCACGGGCAUCCCGAACCCAUCUGGGACGCUGCUAUUCGUACCCUACAGCCAAUUCUCUCUCGAUACCGAUACGGCGUCCCAUACCUUACACAUCCACUCUGUAGACGCCCUGAAACCGCGAGAGUACCUGCACGAGAUCAUCCUUCCCACUGCUGGUGAUGCGUUUUGGUACGACGAUUCUACUCUCAUCACCACGAUACCGGACGCCACGGACCGGACGACGUCCCUGUACGCUUCUUACUUCUCUCAGGAUGGUCGUCCUGAGAACGUGGCUUCAACCUCGUCCGGAGUAGGCGAACUUAUUGGUGUGCUACCGACAGACAGCGCGGCAAACUUCCACUACUCUUCAGCUUCGCAUCAUCUGGUCUUCUCGGCGCGGAUCUUCGCUGAUGGCGAUUUGGCUUCUGCUGUGCAACAAGAGCGCGCAUGGAAGGGACGCAAAGAUUCAGCCAGGGCAUAUGAUGGGCAUGACUACCUGCGCUUCUGGGACCAGUACAGCGAUCCCAGUCAUUCCUCUUUGUUCUCGACGUCGCUGUCUGCAUACGGUGGCAGAUGGCGACUUGGCGACACGUACGUGAACUUGCUCAACGGAACAGCGCAUAAAACACCACCUUUGGACGGACUUGGCGCCGCGUUUGAUGUAUGGGGAUCACAGGUCGUGUAUGUGACCAAAGCUCCCGACCUUCGUGAACCCUUUCACAGCAAGAAGAAUGUUUACCUGAUAGACAUCGACGGUCGUUCGAGGCCUCGGGAGCUCACGUCAGGCGCCCGUGGAGAGGCUUUCAACCCAGUAUUCAGCCCAGACGGGAACCUCAUCGCGUGGUUAGAGCAACCUGAGGAUGCAGCUGUUGCUAGCAAACGCUAUGUCGUUCUGUACAACAUCAAGGCAGAAACACGCCUAAAGCUCUUACAAGAGUGGGAUCGCUCACCGGAAGCCAUGACUUUCUCAGCGGACUCGACGAUGCUAUAUCUCGAAGCCUUCGACGUGGCUCGCGUCAAAGCCUUCGCCUAUCCUCUGUAUGAUACACCCAGCACUACAGCUCCAGUAGCCCUCACUCGUAACGGACAUGCUUCCGGUCUUCAACCUCUUUCCAACGGGCGUUUGAUCUACACUCAUCGCACCCUGACUAGUCCCGGGAGCAUCAUUCUACUGAACAACAUACACGCCGCUUUGUCCGAUAUGUCUAUGAUUACGGCUCGAGAAGUGAUGCAGCCAUCAGCUUCUUCCUUCACUGCCCCUCACAUCUACGCGGCUAUGGAGGAGUUCUGGUUCGACGGGUAUGCGCGGAAGAUACACGGGUUCGUGCUGAAGCCGAGGGGAUGGAGUCCUGAUACCGCCAACAAGUCCUGGCCAGUCGCGCUACUCAUACACGGAGGUCCGGAAGGAAUGUGGGGCGACUCCUGGUCUGUGCCUUUCAACGCGCACGUCUACUCUCAGCGAGGGUAUUUUGUCGUCGUCAUCAAUUUCACAGGCUCAUCCUCGUUUGGACAAGCAUAUAGUGAAGCCAUAUAUGGCGAUUGGGGAGGAGCGCCUCUUCAUGACAUCGUGAACGGUCUGAAACACGUUUACGGAGAAUACCCGGAGAUCGACCCCAAGCGCAGUGUGGCAGUCGGCUUGAGCUACGGCGGCUAUAUGGUCAACUUGCUCCAAGGCCGCGCGCGCGAGCUGGGUAUCGAGUUCGCAGCAUUGGCCAGCAUGGAUGGUAUCUUCAGCACAGAGUACCUCGCAUACACGAUUGAUCUGCUUUUCUUCAUGCGCAAAGAGUGGCUCGCUUGGCCAUGGGAGAAUCAAACCGAGUCUACAUAUGGGAACUUCAGUCCGCACAAGUUCGUGCACAACUGGCAAGUGCCACAGUUGAUCAUACACGGAGACAAAGACUUCCGCGUGCCCGUCACGGAGGGUAUCGCUACCUUCAACGCGUUACAACAACGCGGUGUUGAAAGCCGACUCCUCAUCUUCGACAACGAACCUCAUGUCUUCACGAACCCGCACAAUAUUCUUAUCUACUACGAAGAGAUCUUUGAGUGGUUUGAGCGCUUUGCGGGGAGCAGGAUGAGGGUUCUUUCUUAA